AUGGACGUCGACGCACGUAGCCCGCUGGCCCGCCCAGGUGGCCAAGACGAGGGGCAGUUCGAGCGAGAGCUGUUCUCGAACAACAGCAUCACGUGGAAGGAAAAGUACGAGGAAACGAAGGAGCUCCUCAGGAGCUACAACUUGUUUUCAGACCACCUGAUUAAUUACAGCGUGGAUUUCUACUUCAACAAACUGGGGUUCAACAGGCUCCACUUCGAGGAAACGAGUCCACACCUGAUCAGUAAAGUAGUGGUGUGCAUCAUAACGGCCAAGAUAAACGAGCAGUACUCAAGCGACAAGUAUUUCCCAACUUUUGAAGAAAAACACGAUAACGUGAUAUUUAUAAUAACAAGGGUGUUCGCAAAUGACAACAAAACGAGGUUGAAUUACAAAAUGGAAAAGAAAAUAGAAGAAAAAUACUUCCACUUUAGUGACAUGUCUAAGGAUUGUUACAGAAUGAAGAGCUUCCGAUCGGUUCACUCCGUCUUUGAUAAAGAGCACACCUACGAAGAACCCUUACGUACGUACAUCCUAGAACUCCCAACGUACAGUGAAGACAUCAUUAGUGAAAAUGAAACCAAUUUGGAGAAGCUUAUGGAUGUUAAUUUUUAUAGUUACAUUAAGGGAACCAAAAGGGAGAAAAUCUACUACGAGUUGAACAAGGCAGUGUUAUACGACUUGACUGGGCAGUUUAUACAGACGUAUUACUACACCACAUCUAUGAAUACCUUCUCAUUAACCAUUGCUGUGAAGAGGAGUAAUGUUAUAUCAUCUAUUUUUUCUCUCAUCGGAGACUGUUUGAAUAUGCACAGAUGCUUCUCCUACUCGAAGUAUGUAGAGCCGCUGAAAAAUGGAGUUCUCCUAAUUAUUUUGAACGUCAAUGUAAUCACCAAUUCAGAAGAACACAAGGGGGGGGUUGAGAAUGCCCAGCAAAUGCUUCAUGUCCUGGAGGGGAAGAUCCACAAAAUUGUCAAAUCCUUGAAGACGUUGUGUUUGUUUAACGACUCUAAGUUUAUACAGCUGUCUGUUAAGCGCAUAUUCACUGCAGAAGAAUCGGCGUAUAUUUUUUUAAUCAUCAAAUUUAUUACCUUUUUCUCAACGAACUCCUUUUCGAGUUACAAAAAUGUGGAGCAUGCCCUACAUCUGAGAAGCAACAUGGACAGCAGUAGCAGCAGUGGUAGUAGUGCCAUUUUGAAUGACUUCUACAUCAUUAAGGAGAAGCUGAAGAGCUCCAAGUACACCAAGGAGGAGAUUCUCAGUUGUGCCCUUAGCAACUCGGCACACCACUCUGGGUACUACGCCGUACAGCACGCCGCGAACCACGCCGCACAGAACGCCUCGAACCACGCCGCGAGCCACCCCGCGAACCACAAGCCGACCAAAGACAUCAUCGACGAAAUAGAGGACAACCACCACAAGAAAAUCCUGCAGUACUUCCACCUUUUCGAGAAACACGCAAUAAAAACAAACUUCUUCCGCAUGCACAAAAUCAGCUUCGCGGUAGCCUUUGACGGUGCACUGCUCAAAGAUUCUAUAUACGACGCGGAGCCAUACUCUGUCAUCAUGAUUUGUGGACUCCACUUUGUCGGCUUCCACAUCAGAUUCACCAAAAUCUCCAGAGGAGGGAUCAGAAUUGUUAUAUCGAAUAACCUUAAUUCCUACAUGCACAAUUAUAACAAUUUAUUUGACGAAGCGUAUAACCUCGCCUAUACGCAGAACUUCAAAAAUAAGGAUAUCCCGGAGGGAGGAAGCAAAGGAAUCCUCCUCCUAGAUGCAGAUGUGUGCAAUGUUGCCAGUACGAAAUAUAUUAAAAAUUUGUGCUUUUACUCGUAUGUGAAUUCCAUUUUGGAUUUAUUGACUGAUGGGAAGGGGGACAAUCACUGCUUUGGAACAAGGGAGGGAGAAGACUUGCUUUGCAUUUCGCUUAACUCCAGCAUGGAUAGGAACUACAACAACACGGCCACCUUGGGGGAUGUCAGCACGGAUGUGUUGACCCCGAGACAGCCUUUUUCCUUCGCCAACGACACGGCGGAAGAGGCGGUGCAGAAGAUCAUGUGCGGGAAGCGCGGCGAAGGGGAAGCAGCGCAAGUGGGCCAAAAGAGGGAGGAAGCUCCCCAAGUGGGCCAAAAGGGGGAAGCUCCCCAAGUGGACGGCCCCGAAGCAGAAGAACCCCUUUGUGGAAAUCUCCAAAAUGAGGAAGACCUGAUCUUCCUGGGACCAGACGAAAAUACAGGUUCGGAUCAACUCAUGGAUUGGGCAUGUAUAAUCGCAAAAAAGAGGGGCUACAAAUUUUGGAAGACCUUCUCCACAGGAAAGCUGAGAAAAAAUGGAGGAGUCCCUCAUGACUACUAUGGGAUGACAACCCUAGGGAUAGAAACGUAUAUAAAAAAGUUAUGUGCCAAAUUGAACCUGAAAGAAGAAACGAUAAGUAGAUCCAUCGUUGGAGGUCCGGAUGGCGACCUUGGAAGCAAUGCCAUUUUGCAGUCCAAGACAAAGAUAACAUCCAUCAUUGACGGCUCGGGGGUUCUGUACGAUAGAAAUGGAUUACAUAAGGAGGAACUUAUUCGACUAGCUAAAAGAAGGAACUCUCCAGGAAAAAAGCUAGCCACAUCUUGCAUCCUCUACAAUGAGGAAUAUCUUUCCAAAGAUGGGUUCAAAAUAUCUAUUGAAGAUCACAACGUAGAUGUGUUAGGGAAAAUUAUUAAGAGUGGCUUAGAAUACAGAAAUAGCUUCUUUCUGAACCCAUUGAAUGCAUGCGAUCUGUUCAAUCCAUGUGGAGGUAGACCCCACUCGAUUAACGUGUUUAAUGUUAACAGCAUUAUUAUCAACGAACGGUGCAUCUACAAGUACAUCGUCGAGGGGGCAAAUGUAUUUAUCUCGGACGAUGCAAGGAAAAUUUUGGAAGCGAAAAAUGUCAUUCUGUUUAAGGAUGCAUCUACCAACAAGGGUGGAGUCAUAUCGAGUAGUUUAGAAGUCCUGGCGGGGCUGGUCCUCUCAGAUCAGCAGUUCCUCCAAAUGAUGUGCUCCCCUGAUAGCGACAUCCUCCUCGUGGACGAAAAUGAGCUGACCUUCAUGAAUCUGAAUCAGAAGAACAACCAUUCGCUGUCCUUCACGCGGUCCAUGUUGAUGGGCAAGAGGGCGCAGCAUGAGCAGGGCGCACCGGAAGGGGAAGCGAUAGAGCGAGGUACAGCGGAAGGGGAAGCGAUAGAGAGAGGCACAACAGAAGGAGAAGCGAUAGAGCGAGGCGCAGCAGAAGGGGAAGCGAUAGAGCGAGGCCCAACAGGAGGGGAGUUCCUACAGGCCCAACUGGACGACAGCGUGUCCCCCUUCUACAAAGAGUAUGUCAAAGAAAUCCAGAAGAAGAUCGUCCACUACUGCGAGCUGGAGUUCGAAUCCUUGUGGAGCGAGACGAGGAGAACCAAGACCCCCAUCUCGCAGGCCACAAACAUCCUAUCCAAAAAAAUCAGCGAACUGAAGAAAGAUAUACUCUCAUCGGACACCCUCUGCACGGACCGCAAGCUCAUGAAGAAGGUGUUGAGGGAUGUCAUUCCUGGCAUUCUACUUGAGAAGGUAACCUUUGACGAAAUUUUCGAGAGGGUCCCCUACAUCUACCUGCGCUCCCUCUUCGCAGCUGCGCUAGCGUCCAACUAUUACUACUCGCAGCAGUUCCUCAGUGACCUCUCCGUUUUUAACUUCUUCGAGUACAUUCGUCGCCUCCAGAGCGACGCCUAG
Plasmodium cynomolgi strain B is the source of this 3732-nucleotide messenger RNA. Its product is annotated as NAD-specific glutamate dehydrogenase. Gene Ontology annotation, cellular component: mitochondrion. The transcript has 2 exons. The record is from RefSeq and is a predicted model, not a curated record. The coding region runs from base 1 to 3732 and encodes 1243 amino acids. Gene Ontology annotation, molecular function: L-glutamate dehydrogenase (NAD+) activity. NCBI's taxonomy places the organism in Eukaryota, Apicomplexa, Aconoidasida, Haemosporida, Plasmodiidae.